AUGUCUUUAAGAAGAGCAUCUGAUGCACCAGUCACAUGUGUUACUGUGAAGCCUACAGAUGUUUCGACUCAGAAUAGCACCCGACCUCUUCCAAAGGCUCCAUCUUCUAAUGCUUCUACUGUAAUGUCUGACAGAAAGGAGCCCACAACCCCCGCCAAAGCUCCAGGUGAUCCACCUAGGUCAUUUCCUUUUCAGUUUGGUACAAUAAGUCCAGGUUUCAUGAAUGGAAUGCAGAUACCUGCCCGAACUAGUUCAGCCCCCCCAAAUUUGGAUGAGCAGAAACGUGACCAGGCUCGCCAUGAUUCUGUAAGAGCUGGGCCCACAUUUCCAAUUCCAUCCAUUCCCAAGCAGCAGUUGCCCAGGAAGGAUGGAGGACCUGUUGAUCAAUCUAAUACUGGUCAGGCUCAUCCAAUGCCUAAGGCCAAAAAGGAUGUGCAAGUUUCAGCUGCACCCCACGUGAGCCAAACUCAGAAACCAUCUGUACAUCCUAUUCCUGGGAUUUCUAUGCCAAUGCCGUUUCAUCAGCCACAGGUUCCCAUUCAAUUUGGUGGCCCGAACCCACAAAUUCAGUCUCAGCGCAUGACAGGUACUUCAUUGCCGAUGCCAAUGCCGAUGCCUUUGCCAAUGGGUAAUCCACCUCAGGUGCAGCAGCCGGUAUUUGUUACAGGUCUUCAACCCCAUCCAAUGCAGUCUCAGGGAAUUUUCCAUCAGGGCCAGAGCUUGACUUUCUCAUCUCAGUUGGGUCCUCAGCUGCCUCCUCAGUUGGGCAAUUUGGGAAUUAACAGCACUCCACAAUUCUCUCAACAGCAAGCGGGCAAAUUUGGUGGUCCUCGUAAAACUGUCAAGAUUACUGAUCCAGUCACUCAUAAAGAGUUUAGACUUGAUGAGUUAUCAGGCCAGAGGUCACAUCCUAGUGUGCCACCUCAAUCCCAGCCUACUCCUUCCUUUUCACCUGCUCUUCCAAUUAAUUAUUAUCCUAAUACAUACAAUUCCAGUUCUCUUCCUCUGACUAACAUAACUUCCAGUUCUCAGGCACCAAAGUUUUAUAAUCAGGUGACUGUAAAACCAGCAGCUGCUGGACGUGGAGAAAAGGUUGUUGACUCAUCACCUUCAGUAAGCUCAUCUGCUGUUGGAACGAGUGAGUCUCCUAAACUGCUGAAGGUACAAGGGGAAGCAAGCCCAAGUUAUCCUCAUCGGGAUUCUGAGACUUUACCUCAAAGCUCUUUACAGCAAUCAAAAUCCAGUACCGAAACAAAGUCUACAUCAAUACAUGUGGCAAGUGAACAGUCUGUUGUUUUAUCUGGUUCUGUUUCUGUUGAGAUCCCUUUACCCAGCUCUUUGUCUCCUCCUCCUGGUCUUGUCGAGUAUUCUGCAUCAGGACAAACCAGUGGUACUGGUGGGGCACGAAGGGAAAUGGUUAUGUCUGACUCAAUUAAAGAUCCGCCAAACAAAUCUGACAACGAAGGACAUUCCCUCCCGCAGAAUCAGGUUGGACAGUCUACUUCUGUUUCGAGCUUGCCUUCUCAGUCUUUCAAAGAUACUACUCCUGAGUGUGGAAUUCCUGAAAAAGUAGAAGCUAAAACAACUCUUGCUUCAUCUGGAACACGUGGGAAUGUCUUGGAAACUGACGGGGGCCCACCAGCAGCUAUUGGUGUUGCCACUCCUGAUGCUUCUAAUGCGAGAAAUAAUCAUGCUGGGGAAGGCACAUGUGAGUUAUCAAAAAAUUUUGGUGCUGGAACCAAAGUUGAUACUUCUUUGAAUUGUGAACAACCAAAACUUGAAACUGUGGGAACCAAAGAACAGGAACGAGAUGCUAACAGUUUUGAGACAAGUUCAGAAUCUGUUUCCAUUGGGCCUUCGGAAGUUGCUACUCAAAUAGAACAGAGAGCUGUUCAGGGGGUAGCAACUGCUGGCUUUGAGGUUGGAUCCACAGAAACUGCACAGAGAAAGCUGAAAGAAUCUGUAGGCCAUCCCACAGAAAAGUCCACCUCUACAGUGCAGGAUGCCCUAAAUGCAAAACUUUCCCCAUCAGGUCUUGGUUUGCUUACAAUUUCCCAGGGUGAUGAGACUUCAUCCUUGGAUGCUCCUUUGACCAGAAAUAAUAGCAUUUGUAGUGAAGAAGUUGCUGGAACAAAAUCAGGAGAUCAGCAGUCACUUCCUGUUUCAAUUCCAUCCCUUUCAGAAGCAAUUUUGAAUUGUGAAGGCGAAGACACUGAGCAAAUAGGAUCUGACGUGGAUUCUUUUUCAGGUUCCAGUUUAAAUGAUAAACUCUCGCUGGAGUCUAAUAGGGCAAAGAGUAGUGUCGCUAGUGCAAAAAAGAAGAGAAGAGAAAUGCUACUAAAAGCUGAUGCUGCUGGUAUAACUUCUGAUCUUUAUAUGGCAUACAAGGGUCCAGAAGAAAAGAAAGAAAUUGUCACCUCUGCAGAAAGCAUGGGAAGCAGUUCCGGUAUUAGUUUGAAACAGCUAUAUGGUGAUGCUUCUCAGGAAGAUGAUGUAUUUUGUGAAAGAGUUGAUCAGAGUAAAACUGAGCCUGAUGACUGGGAAGAUGCUGCAGACAUCUCGACUCCGAAAUUGGAAACUUCUGGUAAUGGGAAGAAUGAUCACGGAGGAUUAAAACAUCAUGGUGAAGAUGAAGUUGGAGUAAUGGCCAAAAAGUACUCUAGGGAUUUCCUACUGAAAUUCGCGGAGCAAUGUAUUGGCCUUCCAGAUGGUUUUAAAUUUAUAUCUGAUAUAGCUGAGGGCUUUAUGGUUUCUAAUUUUAAUGUUCCUCGUGAUACAUAUCCUACUCCUGGAAGAGUUAUUGAUAGGCCAACAGGGGGAUUUCGCCUGGACCGUCGUGGGAGUGGCAUGGGGGAUGAUGACAAAUGGGGUAAACUACCCAGCCCACUUGCAUCAGGACGGGAUAUGCGGCUGGAUGUUGGUUAUGGGGCAAAUGUAGUAGGGUUUAGGCCUGGCCAAGGGGGGAAUUAUGGUGUUCUUAGGAACCCUCGUGCACAGACUCCCGUUCAGUAUGUCGGGGGCAUCCUAUCUGGGCCAAUGCAGUCCCUGGGUUCUCAGGGAGGUGUGCAACGAAAUGGCCCUGAAUCUGACAGGUGGCAGCGUGCAACCGCUUUUCAGAAGGGUUUAAUACCAUCUCCUCAUGCUACGUCACAGGUAAUGCACAAAGCUGAGAAGAAGUAUGAAGUGGGUAAAGUAACUGAUGAGGAACAGGCCAAGCAAAGGCAGUUGAAAGGCAUCCUAAACAAGCUAACUCCCCAAAACUUUGAAAAAUUAUUUGAGCAAGUUAAACAAGUAAACAUUGACAAUGCCACCACCCUCACUGGAGUGAUCUCACAAAUAUUUGAUAAAGCUUUAACCGAACCAACGUUUUGUGAGAUGUAUGCUAACUUCUGUUCUCACCUUGCUGGAGAGUUGCCUGAUUUGAGUGUAGGCAGUGAAAAGAUUACAUUUAAGAGAUUACUUCUGAACAAUUGCCAGGAAGAAUUUGAGAGAGGAGAAAGAGAGCAAGAAGAAGCUAACAAAGCUGAGGAAGAAGGUGAGGCCAAACAGUCUGUAGAGGAAAGAGAGGAAAAGAGAACUCAGGCACGAAGACGGAUGUUGGGUAAUAUCAGACUAAUUGGUGAGUUGUACAAGAAGAAGAUGUUGACGGAGAGAAUUAUGCAUGAAUGUAUAAAGAAGUUGUUGGGUCAGCCUGAGAAUCCUGAUGAGGAAGAUGUGGAAGCAUUAUGCAAGUUAAUGAGCACAAUUGGGGAGAUGAUUGAUCAUCCUAGAGCCAAGGAACACAUAGAUGUAUAUUUUGAUGGGAUGGCUAAAUUAUCAAACAACAUGAAAUUGUCUGCUAGGGUGAGGUUUAUGUUGAAGGAUUCAAUUGAUCUGAGGAAGAAUAAGUGGCAGCAGAGGAGGAAAGUUGAAGGGCCGAAAAAGAUCGAGGAAGUGCACAGGGAUGCCGCUCAAGAACGGCAGGCUCAGGUUAGCAGGCUUGCUCGUGGUCCAAGCAUCAGCUCUUCAGUCAGAAGGGGUCAACCUAUGGACUUUGGUCCGAGAGGGCCAAAUAUGUUACCCUCUUCAAGUGCUCAGUUUGGGGGUUUUCGUGGGGCAUCUCCACAGCUCCGUGGUUAUGGUGCUCAAGAUGUUCGUUUUGAGGAUAGACAUUCUUUUGAGAAUAGGACCUUGUCGGUUCCCCUACCUCAAAGACCAAUUGGUGAUGAUUCUAUUACCCUUGGGCCCCAAGGUGGUCUUGCCAGGGGGAUGUCCAUUAGAGGACAGCCAUCAGUACCAAGCACUCCAUUAGCUGAUAUGCCAAGUCCUGGAGACUCCAGAAGAAUGACAGGUGGGGUGAACGGUUACAAUUCUGCAUCAGAGCGGACAGCUUACAGCUCAAGGGAGGAUCUCAUUCAGAGAUACGUCCCAGAAAAGGGUGCCAGUCUGUCUGCCUAUGACACUCAAGAGAGAAAUAUGAAUUAUGGGAGCAGGGAUAUAAAGAAUGCAGAUCAUAACUUCGAUAGAUCUCUGCCAACUUCACCGCCCACACGAGGUCUGGGACCAGCUUUCACGCAAAAUGCUUUGUCAGAAAAGGUGUUUUCUAAAGAACGUUUGCAAGACAUGUCCAUGGCAGCAAUUAAAGAGUUUUACAGCGCGAAAGAUGAGAAGGAAGUUGCUCAAUGUGUUAAAGAUUUGAAUGCGCCCAGCUUUUAUCCCUCGAUGAUAUCUCUCUGGGUCACUGAUUCUUUUGAGAGGAAGGACAUGGAAAGAGAUCUUUUGGCUAAGCUGCUUAUUGAUCUUGCAAAUUCUCAAGAUGUAAUGAUUAGUCAAGAUCAGCUAGUUAAAGGGUUUGAAUCUGUUCUAACUACUUUGGAGGAUGCUGUAAAUGAUGCCCCGAGAGCAGCUGAGUUUCUGGGUUCUAUAUUUGCCAAAGUGAUAUUGGGAAACGUAAUUCCAUUUACAGAAAUAGGUCAGUUAAUAUAUGAAGGUGGGGAAGAGCAAGGACGUCUCGUGGAAAUAGGGCUUGCUGCUGAACUUCUGGGAAGCAUAUUGGAGAUAAUUGAAUCAGAAAAAGGAGAUUCUGCCUUGAAUGAGAUCUGUACAAGCUCCAAUCUACGGCUAGAGAAUUUCCGGCCUCCAGGUUCUAACAAAACUUGGAGACUAGAUAAGUUUAUGUAG
Ilex paraguariensis (yerba mate) is the source of this 5160-nucleotide messenger RNA. The record is from the annotation of a GenBank genome assembly. NCBI's taxonomy places the organism in Eukaryota, Viridiplantae, Streptophyta, Magnoliopsida, Aquifoliales, Aquifoliaceae.